Molecule: messenger RNA, 1545 nt
Organism: Moesziomyces aphidis
Lineage: Eukaryota; Fungi; Basidiomycota; Ustilaginomycetes; Ustilaginales; Ustilaginaceae
Source: the annotation of a GenBank genome assembly
AUGCCGGGCUACGAUGCCGUCGCCGUUCCCGUGCUCGACAGCACGCUCGGAAACACGGACAUCAUGACGCGCAUCUCGCUCACCUUUCCCACGCAGCUCUCCCUCGCCCUCCUGCAAAAUUCCUGGUACGAGCUCGUGCGAGCUUGGCCGAUCCUCGCCGCACGCGUCCGCCACACACCCUCGACGCCAUCCGGCCUAUCCUUCCUCAUCCCGCAGCCGGACAAGGUCAAAGAGCUCGAACAGCGCUCACGCACAACGCACAAGGAUCUGGAAAAGCACAUCGUGAUCGUAGAUGCAUCGUCGCGCUCCAUCGCGAGCUUUCAUCCGAUCGCAGCCAAGGCGAUCGAGUCGAGCCUCAGCAGAGACACGGUCAGCGUCGGCGCAGCGCCAGACAACGCCGACAGCCUCAAGAUGACGUGCUGCAAUGCAACGACGUCGCUAAAGCAGCUGAUCGGCGCGGAUCAGGCCUACAUCACCGCGCACGCUACCGUCUGGAGCGACGCCACCACCAUCGCGCUCGCCUUCAGCCAUAUCGCAGGAGACGCCUUCAGCGUCAAGGCGAUUUUUGAGGCGUGGCGGCAGACUAUCGAGUCGGCCGCGCCUGCGCCGCUACAGGGUGUCGGCGUCGACCCGUUCAUCACCUACCUCCCUCCGCACGGCAAGAACAGCAAGUCCGAAGACACAGACAAGCGGGGCGAGCGAGAUGUCGGUUUGCCACUGGGUUUCUUCCAGUACGGAUUCAUCGACAAGGUGCGGCUCGCCUGGAACUUGAUUUCGGACAUCAAGAUCAAGCGGCCAGAGAAGAAGUUUGGCCAGUACUACAUGUACAUGCCCGAGGAGAAAGUGCAGGCACUCAUGGCGCAAGCGCGUGCCGAUGUCGAUGCGCUCGUGUCGGCGUCGGACGACAGCGAGAAGCAGGCGCUCGAUACGCGGAUCAGCACGUUCAACGUGCUGCUUGCGUGGCUGCUGCAGAACAUCCACGCGGCGAAUCCGAAACGCAAGCGCAUGAGCACCGUCAUGACCAUUGUGAAUGCCAAGACGCGACCGCCUGCUCGACACGAUCCCUCCGACUAUCCUCCACACCAGCUAUGGGGCGGAGCACUGGGUGUGCCGCUGGAACCCCUCGCUUCGGGAGACUAUGCUUCCCUGCCACUGGGACAGUUGGCACUGCACAUCCGCACUUCGCUCACCGCGCAGAUCGAACCCGCCAACAUGCAGGCGAACAUUGUUACGCUUCUCCGCCACACGCGGUGGGCCAAGCCUUCGGGAAAACUGAUCUUCUUUGCACGCCCCAACCACUACCUCUCCGGCUGCACCGAGUGGCGUUCGACGCGCUUUGGCGAGGUGGAUUUCGGCGCGGCUGCUUCGCCCCCUUCGAGCGUGAAGCCGGUGGCGAUCGGGACGGAUAUGGAGAUCGCCGUGUCGAAGCGCAAUCGCUGGGUGAUUUUUGGCGAUGUGGGUGGCGGUGUGUGGUUCUCGGGAUUCAUGACGCACAAGGAGGCCACGCACAGGGAUGGGUUUGGAAGGUACCAGCAUGUGCAGUAA